Messenger RNA from Striga asiatica, 467 nucleotides. Lineage: Eukaryota; Viridiplantae; Streptophyta; Magnoliopsida; Lamiales; Orobanchaceae. The record is from the annotation of a GenBank genome assembly.
AUAUAUCAUCCUCUCAUGGCAUCGAGCUCGAUGAAGUCGGCACGCGGGUCCUCUUCGUCUUGGACAUCGAAGCAAAACAAGCAAUUUGAGGAAGCCUUGGCCAUGUUCGACAAGGACACGCCUGACAGGUGGCACAACAUAGCUCGGAGGAUUAGUGGUAAGUCAGCCGAGGAAGUCCGGAGCCAUUAUGAGUUGCUCGUCAAGGACAUCAUGCAAAUCGAAACCGACCAAGUCCCAAUACCCAACUACAAGCCCACACCCACUAAUGCCAGACCAAUUUACACUAAUGAGCUCAGGCUUAUGAAGAAUCUCAAGCUGCAGUGAUGACCACUUGUAUCUGUUAAGAGUGAAUACUUAAUGGAAAGAAAAUUAAGCACAAACAAAUGAAAUAAGCAGAGAAUAUACUAUUACUGUGUUUGGUGUACAAGGUUGAAAAAGAAUUAUAAGAUGGACUAUAAUUGUGGAAG